AUGGAAUAUUUACAAGAAUUAUCAAAUGAUUUUGGUCGUUUAAUUGAUGAUAAAGAUGAAUCGAACGUUAUUAUUAAAGUUGGAGAAGAAAUAAAUAUGAAAGAAUUCAAAGCGCAUACAUUGAUAUUAAGGAGUAGAUCAUCAUAUUUUCGUACAGCACUUUCAAGUAAUUGGGCAAAGAAAGAAAAUGAUAUUUAUAUUUUUAAGAAACCGAAUAUUUCUCCUGAUGUAUUUGAAAUCAUCUUAAGAUUUAUAUAUAGUGGGAAAGUAUCACUUGAGAAUAAUCAUGGAUCCAAAGCUAUUGAAUUAUUAAUAGCAUCAGAUGAAUUAGAAUUUUUUAAUUUAUGUAAACACGUUCAAAAAGUUUUAAUUGAAAAAGAAUCUGAAUGGUUAUUACAAAAUCUUUUACCAAUACUUAAAAUACUUUCAAAUCAUCAAACAUUUACAAUAUUAUUUGAUUAUUUAUUAAAAAUUAUAUGUAGUAAUCCACAAUUAAUUUUCGGUAAUCAUAAUAAAUUUUUGGAAUUGGAUGAAAAUAUUAUGAUACAAUUAUUAAAAAGAGAUGAUUUAGAAAUGGAAGAAAUUGAUAUAUGGAAUUAUCUUAUUAAAUGGGGAAUUUAUAAAACAAAUCAUCUUAAAGAAGAAAAUUUAACAAAUUGGAUUAAACAAGAUUUUAAAGAUUUAGAAAAAGUUUUACAUAAUUGUAUACCUUUAAUAAGAUUUUUUCAAAUAUCUUCAACGGAAUUAUAUGAUAAAGUAAGGAAACCAUAUAAAAAAAUUUUACCAAAAGAAUUAAAUGAAGAUAUUAUAAAAUAUUUUAUGAAACCUGGAUCAAAGCCAACAUUUCCUAAAGGAAUUUUUUCAAAUAGGAUUAAAAUUAUUAAUUCAAAUAUAAUAAAAUCAACUCAUGCAGCAUUAAUAAGUAGUUGGGUUGAUAAUAAAGAAAAAAAUUAUGAUUUUAAUAAAAUUCCUCACGAAUUUCAAUUAUUAUUAAGAGGUAGUAAAGAUGGUUUUGAUUCUUCAAUAUUUCAUACAAAUUGUGAUUAUAAAAUUGGAACUGUAGUUUUAAUCAAAUUGAAAGAAAGUCAAGAAAUUCUUGGAGGGUAUAAUCCUUGUAGUUGGCAACGAUCUUAUCUUGAUGAUCCUUGGACCAAUCGUCCUUCUUUAGAUUAUCAAAAUACAACGAAAAGUUUUAUUUUUUCUUUCAACGUUAAAGAUGAUAUAGGAAAUUUUAAAUUAAGUAGAAUUAAUUAUCCAAGUAACGCGAUUUAUUGUUCUAAUUCAAAUGGACCUUGUUUUGGAUGUGGUGAUCUAUGGAUGACAGGUAAUUUUGGUAGUUCAAAGAAAACUUCCUAUAAAGAAUCUAUAACUGAAUCUUCUAAUUUUUUUGCGGAUGAAUAUGAGGUUUUUCAACUAAUAAGAAAAGGAAUAAAUUGA
Molecule: messenger RNA, 1437 nt
Organism: Rhizophagus irregularis DAOM 181602=DAOM 197198
Lineage: Eukaryota; Fungi; Glomeromycota; Glomeromycetes; Glomerales; Glomeraceae
Source: RefSeq, a predicted model, not a curated record